Aedes albopictus (Asian tiger mosquito) is the source of this 3017-nucleotide messenger RNA. RefSeq names its product V-type proton ATPase 116 kDa subunit a 1. Gene Ontology annotation, molecular function: ATPase binding; proton-transporting ATPase activity, rotational mechanism. Gene Ontology annotation, biological process: vacuolar acidification; proton transmembrane transport. The record is from RefSeq and is a predicted model, not a curated record. The transcript has 6 exons. Gene Ontology annotation, cellular component: plasma membrane; vacuolar proton-transporting V-type ATPase complex; vacuolar proton-transporting V-type ATPase, V0 domain. The coding region runs from base 274 to 2769 and encodes 831 amino acids. Lineage: Eukaryota; Metazoa; Arthropoda; Insecta; Diptera; Culicidae.
ACCAUACAACACAUAUCUGCUGGUGCGGGUGCUGUAGUCGAUCGUGCACAGCCCAGCGAUUUACUCCCUUAUCAAACUUAAUAAUUCGUUCAGUUCGGUAAGUCAGUAGUGCUCUGCGGUUCGCAGAUGUAACAUCACCCCGAAGAUUUCGGAGACGUUACCGGAAAGUUAUCGACGAAGUGAAAGAGUGCCGACACAGAAGAGUUGAUCGUUGCGGUUGGCUGCACAUACGACGUUACAGGUGGUGAAACCUUGUCCAUUAAUCCCAGCAAGAUGGGGGCGAUGUUCAGAAGUGAAGAAAUGGCACUAUGCCAGAUGUUCAUCCAACCGGAAGCUGCUUACACGUCCGUUUCCGAGUUGGGCGAAACGGGAGCUGUCCAAUUCCGUGAUCUGAACUCUGAGGUAAACGCUUUUCAGCGCAAGUUCGUCAGUGAAGUUCGACGAUGUGACGAAAUGGAACGCAAGCUUCGCUACGUUGAGGCAGAGGUGAAAAAGGAUAACGUGAAAAUUCCGGACAUUCGAGAUGAGUUGCCACGUGCUCCAAAUCCUCGCGAGAUAAUCGAUCUGGAAGCACAUCUGGAGAAAACGGAAAGCGAAAUCCUGGAGUUAUCGCAGAAUGCGGUCAACUUGAAGUCUAACUAUCUUGAAUUGACGGAACUGAAGCACGUCCUGGAACGCACCCAGGGUUUUUUCUUUGAACAAGAAGGUGCCGUUAAUCUGGAUGCCACGAGAAACAAUCUGAUCAUUGAUGAUCACACCAACGUUCAAGCCAGAGGUCGCCUGGGAUUUGUUGCCGGAGUUAUCCAGCGUGAGAAAGUCCCUGGAUUUGAGCGCAUGUUGUGGAGAAUCUCGCGUGGCAAUGUGUUUCUACGUCAGGUUGAGUUGGAAAAACCGCUGGAGGAUCCUGCUACUGGCAAUGAAAUUUACAAAACGGUAUUUGCCGCAUUUUUCCAAGGUGAGCAACUGAAGACGAGAAUCAAGAAGGUGUGCACUGGUUACCAUGCGUCCCUGUAUCCCUGCCCGAGCGCUGCGGAUGAACGCGAAGAAAUGGUGAAAGGAGUUCGCACACGUUUGGAAGAUCUGAAUAUGGUACUAAACCAAACGCAAGACCAUCGAUCGCGGGUAUUAUCCACCGUGGCCAAAGAGCUGCCACGUUGGAGGAUCAUGGUCAAGAAGAUGAAAGCCAUCUAUCAUACGCUGAAUCUGUUCAACAUGGAUGUGACGAAGAAGUGUUUGAUCGGAGAAUGCUGGGUUCCGGUUCUGGAUCUCCCGAUUGUCCAGAAGGCAUUGUCCGAUGGAUCCGCCGCAGUUGGCAGCACAAUUCCAUCAUUCUUGAAUGUGAUUGAAACAAGCGAACAGCCGCCCACUUUCAACAGAACCAACAAAUUUACGCGUGGCUUUCAGAAUUUGAUUGACUCCUACGGUAUUGCAUCGUACCGUGAAGCAAAUCCGGCGUUGUACACGAUUAUUACUUUCCCAUUCUUGUUCGGUAUCAUGUUUGGCGAUCUGGGUCACGGAUUGAUAAUGGCUUUGUUUGGAUUCUGGAUGGUUAGCGGCGAAAAAAAAUUGGGCGCUAAGAGAUCCAGCAACGAAAUUUGGAACAUUUUCUUUGGAGGGCGUUAUAUAAUCUUCUUGAUGGGAUUGUUUUCAAUGUAUACGGGAUUUGUGUAUAACGACGUCUUCUCAAAAUCUAUGAAUAUAUUUGGAAGUUCCUGGUCUAUCGGCUACAACACCACAACUAUAAUGUCCAACAAGGAUCUUACUUUGAAUCCAGGUUCGUCAGAUCUCGACGAUAACGUUUAUCCAAUUGGGCUGGAUCCAGUAUGGCAACUUGCCAGCAAUAAGAUCAUUUUCCUGAAUUCCUACAAAAUGAAACUGUCCAUCAUUUUCGGUGUUGUCCAUAUGAUAUUUGGUGUUUGUAUGAGUGUUGUUAACCACAACUUCUUUAAGAAACGCAUCAGCAUUGUGUUGGAGUUUUUGCCUCAAAUCAUUUUCUUAGUUCUGUUGUUUGCGUACAUGGUUUUCAUGAUGUUCAUGAAAUGGAUUCAGUACACGGCCAAGACCGAUUACCAACCGAAUACACCCGGUUGUGCUCCCUCCGUACUUAUUAUGUUCAUCAACAUGAUGCUGUUCAAACGAACUCCUCCUCUGCAUGGCUGCGAUGAGUACAUGUAUUCAUUCCAAGGAUCUUUGCAACGCACCUUCGUCUUCAUCGCUCUAAUAUGCGUCCCUUGGAUGCUUCUCGGCAAGCCACUGUACAUCAUGUUCAACAAGAAGAAAAUGGCUGCAGCUCACCAUAACGGUGACAUCAAUCAACAGACCGAAACAGCUUUGGAAACUGCGGAAAGCGCAAAAUCUUCCGGACAUGGAGGCCACGAGGACGAGCCGAUCAGCGAAGUUUUCAUUCAUCAAGCAAUUCACACUAUUGAGUAUGUUCUCAGCACGGUAUCACAUACCGCAUCGUAUCUCCGACUGUGGGCUCUAUCGCUUGCCCAUGCUCAACUCUCGGAAGUGCUGUGGAACAUGGUGCUGUCUAUGGGUUUACGCCAAUCUUCCUACAAAGGUGCAAUCAUGCUGUAUUUCGUGUUUGGAGCGUGGGCCUUAUUCACUCUUGCCAUCUUGGUCAUGAUGGAAGGUUUGUCUGCGUUCCUGCAUACGCUUCGUCUCCAUUGGGUCGAAUUCAUGAGCAAGUUCUACGAAGGCCUCGGAUAUGUCUUCCAACCGUUCUCCUUCCAGCAGAUCCUCGAUGCGGAUGAAGAUGUGGAAUAAAUUUCUUUAUCCUUUUGCAAUCCCAUUUUUAUAAUAGCUAUACACCGUGAUCGAUCAGUAUUUUAUCGCGACUUUUAAAUUGUAGUGUGCAUGUCUUUGGUAUUCUUCUGAGUUGGUAAAAAGUUUUAUUUCGAAUCCAGAAUCUCCACUUUGAAUAAAUAUUUUCCAGUAUUAUCUAGAUUUUUUCCGAAUCACGGUAGUUUCAUUGUACAUAGGCAUCAGUUGAAUAAAGAAAGUACUGCACGAUA